Entelurus aequoreus (snake pipefish) is the source of this 2218-nucleotide messenger RNA. RefSeq names its product leucine-rich repeat-containing protein 3-like. Lineage: Eukaryota; Metazoa; Chordata; Actinopteri; Syngnathiformes; Syngnathidae. Gene Ontology annotation, cellular component: extracellular matrix. Gene Ontology annotation, molecular function: protein binding. The transcript has 3 exons. The record is from RefSeq and is a predicted model, not a curated record. The coding region runs from base 671 to 1501 and encodes 276 amino acids.
UCCAUAACUUAUUGAUUUAUUUUGGAAAACCUUGUUACAUUGUUUAAUGCAUCCAGCGGGGCAUCACAACAAAAUUAGGCAUAAUAAUGUGUUAAUUCUACGACUGUAUAUAUCAGUAUCGGAAUCGGUAAUUAAGAGUUGGACAAUAACGGAAUAUCGGAUAUCGGCAAAAAAGCCAUUAUCGGACAUCUCUAGUUCUUACCUUUUUUUUGUACAAAACUUGAAUCAAAUUAAAUUAAGGUUUGAAUAAAAAGGUAUACAAAUGGUUUAAAAUAAAUAAAAAAGUGUAAAAAAAUUGUUGUAAUGGGGAUGGCCUCCAGAUACUAAUAUUAUUUAACCCUGAAUGCACCAAAUAUUGUGAGCAAUAAUGUAAGCUCAUCUUUACAUCCAUUUUUAACAUAUUUUUUUCCCCCUUUACUUCCUGUUCUCUUCAAAUAUUCAUGCCGUCUUUUCUCACAUCCUGUCAGGAAGCCAUGAUGGUGGAUGACACCCGUGAGAAGACAGCAGGAAGUGGGAGUUCACGUGCAGAGACGCCACAGUCUGUCAGCUGCUCACAAGAAGAUGUUGAGAAGCUGCAAAGGGAUCUGAAAGGAAUCGUUCACAUACCGGCGGUGACAUCAUAGCGUUGGCGUCGGGGGGCUAUGGUGAGGCCGGCCAUGUGCUCAGGGUCAUGUGGAGCAACAUCAGCACCAGAAGACCAAGUCAAGUGGGCCACUUCCUGCCAUGGCUGUGCAUCCUCCUCUGCUGCACCUCUCUGCGGGGCCAAGCCUCCCCGCCGUGUCCGGACAGCUGCCAAUGUGCCUGGGACACGUCCACCGUGCUCUGCUCGGACGCCGGCCUGCAGGAGAUCCCCGAGGGCAUCCCGCCCGACACCGUCUCCCUCCACCUGGAGCGCAACAACAUCCGCAGCAUCCCGGAGAGUGCCUUCGUGGACCUGGUCCACCUGCGAGACCUGGACCUGUCCCACAACCGCAUCGACACGCUGUCCUCGGGCGCCCUGCGGCAUCUGGGGCCGGAGCUCCGCCUCCUGGACCUGUCGCACAACCAGCUGAGACAAGCCAGCAGGGAGGAGCUGGGGUCCACGCGGGCCAAGACGCGCCUUUACCACAACCCCUGGCACUGUGACUGCACCCUGCAGGAGCUGAUGGAGACCCUCAACCUGGAGGCCGAGACGGUGAACGGGAUCGUGUGCGAGAGCUCGGUGCGGGCGCUGGGCGAGUCCAGCAGGUGGGAGGAGCACGGGUGGCUGGGCGAGCACGCCGGCCAGCCUCUGGUCAAGCUCUUGCACUCCGGGGUGAACUUCUGCAGCCUGCAGAGGAAGACCACCGACGUGGCCAUGCUGGUCACCAUGUUCGUGUGGUUCUUCAUGGUCAUCGUCUACGUGGUUUACUACGUCCGGCAAAACCAAGCCGAGGCCCGCCGCCAUUUGGAGUACCUGAAGAGCUUACCCAGCCCACGCAAGACCCCCACGGAGACAGAUACCCUCAGCACUGGCUUCUGAACCCCUGAUGUCCAAACAGUCCUGGCUGGUAACAUCUCACCCACUGGUGCUCCUCCACUGGUCUACACACAAGAAGACUCUUUUUGCAGACCCUCAUGAUGCUCCUUGGACUCUUUGACCAGCUGGAGGGUUUUUAUUUAUUUAUCAUGUCCUGAAGAACACAACCUUUUAUUUGACCACUGAAGUUCAGGUGGUUUUAGUCAAGUUUUUUUUUUUACAUUUUGACAAUAAAUGAUUGAGUUAUUUUUUUUUAAAUGUUAAUGUUUAUUUUCUUGAAUUAGCAAUAUAUAUAUACACACUACCGUUCAAAAGUUUGGGGUCACCCAAACAAUUUUGUGGAAUAGCCUUCAUUUCUAAGAACAAGAAUAGACUGUCGAGUUUCAGAUGAAAGUUCUCUUUUUCUGGCCAUUUUGAGCUUUUAAUUGACCCCACAAAUGUGAUGCUCCAGAAACUCAAUCUGCUCAAAGGAAGGUCAGUUUUGUAGCUUCUGUAACGAGCUAAACUGUUUUCCGAUGUGUGAACAUGAUUGCACAAGGGUUUUCUAAUCAUCAAUUAUCCUUCUGAGCCAAUGAGCAAACACAUUGUACCAUUAGAACACUGGAGUGAUAGUUGCUGGAAAUGGGCCUCUAUACACCUAUGUAGAUAUUGCACCAAAAACCAGACAUUUGCAGCUAGAAUAGUCAUUUACCACAUUAGCAAUGUAUAGAGUGUAUUUCU